AUGGCUCCCGUUGCUUACUCUGACCUCCAAAAGUCGGCUCACGACUUGUUGAACAAGGACUUCUACCACCAAUCGACCGCUGCCGUCGACGUCAAGACCAUUGCCCCCAAUGGUGUUUCGUUCACCGUCAAGGGUAAGACCGCCAAGGACGACUCGAUUGCCGCCUCGGUUGAAGCCAAGUACGUCGACAAGCCCACUGGCUUGACCCUCACUCAAUCGUGGAACAACGCCAACGUCUUGGGUACCAAGAUUGAAUUGUCGGAAUUGUUGACCCCCGGCCUCAAGGGUGAAUUGGACACCUCGGUUGUCCCCAACGGUGCUAGAUCCGCCAAGCUUAACUUCUUCUACCAACAAUCGGCCGUUAACUCGAGAUUGUUCUUUGACUUGCUCAAGGGCCCCAUUGCCACCGCUGACUUGGUUGUGGCUCACGACGGUUUCACCGCCGGUGCCGAAUUGGGUUACGACAUUGCCUCGGCUAAGGUCAACAAGUACUCGCUCGGUGUUGGUUACGGUACCUUCAACUACGCUCUUGCCGCUACCGCUUCGUCGAACUUGACUGUCUUCAACGCCGCCUACUACCACAAGGUGUCGCCCCUUGUUGAAGUUGGUGCCAAGACCACCUGGGACUCGGUUAAGUCGAACAAGGUCAACGUUGAAUUCGCCACCAAGUACGCUUUGGACACUUCUGCCUUUGUCAAGGCUAAGAUCGCCGACUCUGGUUUGACCGCCUUGUCGUACUCGCAAGAAUUGAGACCCGGUGUCAAGUUGGGUCUUGGUGCUUCGUUCGACGCCUUGAAGUUGGCUGAACCCGUCCACAAGUUGGGUUUCUCGCUCUCGUUCACUGCUUAG
Molecule: messenger RNA, 849 nt
Organism: Diutina rugosa
Lineage: Eukaryota; Fungi; Ascomycota; Pichiomycetes; Serinales; Debaryomycetaceae
Gene: POR1
Product: porin
Exons: 1
Coding region: 1-849 (282 amino acids)
Biological process (GO): monoatomic anion transmembrane transport
Cellular component (GO): mitochondrial outer membrane
Molecular function (GO): voltage-gated monoatomic anion channel activity
Source: RefSeq, a predicted model, not a curated record